AUGGAGCCGGACGUGCAAUGGGCCACGGAGCUCGUCGACCAGAAGCUGGCGGAGGAGGAGGAGAGGCUCAAAGGCGAAGGCGCCCGCGAGCCGCCGGCCGUGGAGCGCAUGAACACGCCGGAGCUGGAGGAGGAGAAACGCCGCGGCGCCAGGAACCGGGGCGUCGAGGCAGUCAAGGGCCAGGAGCGGGUGCGGAGGAGCUCGGUGGACCUGCGGCGGGAGAUCAUCGACGUGGGGAGCAUCCAGCGCCUCAUCGAGCUGCGCAAGCAGCGCCGCAAGCGCCGCGAGGAGAGGGCGGCCACCCCCGAGCCCCCGCCGCCGGCCGAGCCCCCGGAGAUCGAGGGCCCUGUGGAGCCGGAGGCGUUCCUGCGAGCCGCCGUCCAGGGCAAAAUCCGUGUCAUCGAGAAGUUUUUGGCAGACGGAGGCUCCCCGGACACGUGUGACGAGUUCCACCGCACGGCCCUGCACCGCUCGGCGCUGGAGGGACACAUGGACGUCCUGCAGAAACUGCUGGACAGCGGCGCCACCGUCGACUUCAGGGACCGGCUGGACUGCACGGCCAUGCACUGGGCCUGCCGGGGCGGCCACCUGGAUGCCGUGAAGCUGCUGCUGGGCCACGGCGCCGACCUCAACCUGAAGGACAAGCUGCUGAGCACCCCGCUCCACGUGGCCACGCGGACCGGCCACCCCGACAUCGUGGAGCACCUCAUCCACUGCGGGGUGCACAUCAACUCCCCGGACAGGGAAGGUGACACGGCUCUGCACGACGCCGCGCGCCUCAGCCGCUACAAGAUCGUCAAGACGCUGAUCCUGCACGGGGCUGACAUGAUGGCCAAGAACCUGGACGGCAAGACCCCCACGGACCUGGUGCAGCAGUGGCAGGUGGACACGCGCCAGGCGCUGCAGAGCAAGGAGCGGGCGCAGGGGCUGACGGAGGUCCCGGCGUGA
Molecule: messenger RNA, 948 nt
Organism: Rhea pennata
Lineage: Eukaryota; Metazoa; Chordata; Aves; Rheiformes; Rheidae
Gene: ANKRD2
Product: ankyrin repeat domain 2
Exons: 9
Coding region: 1-948 (315 amino acids)
Molecular function (GO): protein binding
Source: RefSeq, a predicted model, not a curated record